Schistosoma curassoni is the source of this 10144-nucleotide messenger RNA. The record is from the annotation of a GenBank genome assembly. Lineage: Eukaryota; Metazoa; Platyhelminthes; Trematoda; Strigeidida; Schistosomatidae.
GAUUCAAGAACUGGUAAACGUUUAUCAAAUGUUACUUAUGAUUGGAAAUUCACUACACCUAAUGAUGAAAUCAUUCCAACUGUAUAUUAUUUCAAUUCAAUUGAAAGUUAUAAAAAUCGAUUAAAAUUAGGUUUAUUAAAUACUCAUAUUCAAUUACCGGAACAUUUAAAAUCAAUUCAACGUAUUGAAGGACGUUGUAUUGUAUUAGCUAAACAAUAUAUUGAUGAUACUAUUAUACCUAUGGAUACUAUGAAUGAUAAAGAGAAACAAAUAAAGAUUAAUAUAUAUGAAUCAAGACCAUUUGUUAUUAUUAAUCCAUUGGCAAUAGAUCCAAAUGAUUUAUUAACUUCACCUGAUUCAUUUCCUAAAAGUCAUCGGUUAUAUGCUACUGUAGAUGGAGUAAAAAAUGGUGCAGUUGUUAGUCCAGUAGGAUCAACAGUUACUUUAACUUGUCAAGUUUACGAUUCUGUCAAUCAAAUACCAGUUGAAAAUUUAAAUUAUAAUUGGGAAAUAAAACGUCGUGAUGGUACACCAAUUGAUACAUCUGUAUUAGCUAGAGAUUAUAUUAAUGUGAAAGGUCCCGGUGGUAAUACAUUAAUUAUUGGUAAUCUACGUUUAUUGUCAGCUGGAUUAAUUGGAAGAUGUAUUGUAACUAAUGAUAGUUUAACAGAUCCAACGAUAUCAGAUAUUGGUUUAUUAGGACCAAAUGAAAAGAUUUAUUCACCAUCAUUUGAUUUUAUUAUAACUGAUGAAACUUCAUCAGGAUCAUCAGAUGAUGUUAGUUAUGGAGGAAAUAAAGAUUAUGAAAUAGAUGGAAAAGAUUAUGAAGUUGUUAUUGAAGGUCUAGAUGAAGAUGGACGAUUAAAAGUAUCUAAAAAUGAUAAUAAAACAUUAACUGUAUUCUUAAAACAUAAAGAAACAGGUGAACAAAUCUAUCCAAGUCCACCAAAUACAUGUGCUGGAGUUGAAACUCGAUAUUUAAAUGGUUAUCCUGUACCACUUUCAUAUCUCGCUGAUACAUAUGAAUUUCAAUCAGAUAAUGGAAAAUUUCAUUUAUAUCAUAUGAAAGAGCCAAGUAUUUCACCACAAGUACAAAUGCGUUUUAUUAUUGAACAAAAGAAAUUCGAUGAAGAUGGUAAACCAAAAGAUGUAAUUCGUUAUGCAUCACAAUAUAUUGAUUUACUUCCAAGAAAAGAUGAUCUACCUGAACAAGUUCCAAUGGAGAAAAUCUAUCCGAUUAUUGAUGGUUUGAAUAAUUGUGGUAGAUUACCAUUAAUUAUUGGUAAUAAUUUAACUUUAAUAUGUCGUCCAAAUGAUACACGUCUAUUAUCAGAACCUCUAUUAUAUGAUUGGGAAAUAAGAGAUAUGUAUGGUCAUGUAUUACCACGUGUGAAUUUAUUAGCUAAAGCAAUUAAACAAGAAAAUAAUCGUUUAAUAUUAAUUGGAAUAAUGGAACCAAGUAUUAAAUCAUAUGGUCGUUGUAUAAUUAUGAGAAAAACUGGUAUACAAGAUCGUUAUAGUUCCGAAUAUUUUGAAAUUGGAGAACAUGGUUUAGAAUGUGAACCAAGUGGACCACAAAUUAUUACUGAUAUACCUGGAUAUAUACCUAAACCAAAUGAACGAUAUGAAGUACUUAUACGAAUUGUUGGUUUAAAUGAAAUGGGUGAAGUGAUUGCAAAACCUGGUGAUGAUAUUUCAUUAAAAUGUUUAGCAUUGAAUGCUAGUACUAAAGAACCAAUUCCAAAUGUUUCAACUGGAUGGAAUUUUAUGAAUGAUUAUGAAGAAACAAUACCAAUUGGUAAAUUAGCUUCGAUUGUUCAAUUAAAUGCUGAUAAUGAAUUACAAUUAACAAAUUUAUAUGAAAAUCCAAAUUCACGUGGUCGUUGUAUGAUAACAUUAGAUCAAAAAGUCACAUUGAGUUCACCAUAUUUUAAAUAUCAUGUCAUUGGAGAUAGUGUAUCACCUCAUAUACCAAUUAGUCCAUCAUAUUCAGAUAAACGAGUUCGAGUUGAAAUUAGUGGAUUAAAUGAACAAAAUCAAAUUAGUGUUACACGUGUUGGAGAUGAUGCAACAUUAAGAUGUCAAGCAAUUGUAGUAGAUACUAGUUCACCUUUAUAUCCAACACAUGGUAUACGUUAUGGAUGGGAAUGGCGUUACACUGAUGAAGAUCCAGUUUCAACUAGUAAUAUAGCAGUAAGCUUAGAAACAAAUGGUGAUCGUUUAGGAUUACGUGGUAUACGUCCACCACCUGGUACUAAAGGACGAAAUGUUAAAGGACGUUGUAUUGUUCAUGUACCAGCACAACAAAUUGAUCCUUCAUUAUCAGUUAGUGAUGAAUUGGUCUAUGGUUCAGAUUUCUUUUCAAUAGAUGUUGCAAGAAAACCAACAACUAUUGAUCCACAGUUAAUUCCGAUCCCAGGAAGAGAAUCAGAUAAUAUUGAAAUAGCUGUCGAUGGAUUAGAUAAUGAAGGUUAUUUAGUUGGCAAUGAAAAAGAAAGCGCCAGUGUUGUAUGUGAAGCUAGAAAUCGUACCACUAAACAACGAUUAUCAACAGAAGGUUUACGAGCAGAAUAUGAUGUGAUGUAUGGAUGGGAAUUUUCUGAUGUAACUGGUCGUUCAGUAGAUUCUAGUUUAUUCGCCAAUAGUGUAUCAAUGGAUUCAUCAGGAAAUUUACGUUUAAGAGAUUUAGUUGCACCAAAUCGUGGUAAUUUACCAUUUAAAAUUAGAUGUACCGCUGUUGUUAGUAAACGACCAAGUAUACCAGAUGAAAAGCCUUCUUCACCAAAAUUAUAUACAUCAGAUUAUUUUGGAAUGGAUGUAAGACGAAGUGAUGGUACAUCGACAAGAACUGGUGAAGAAGUUGAUAUUAAAGGAAGUUUGAUCAAAGUGAAAAUUGAUGGUUUAAAACCAGAUGGAACAUUUACAACUCAGCUUGGUGAAAAUGCGAGUAUUAUGUGUACAGCUGUUGAUUCGAACACUGAUGAAACAGUUCAAGAUGUAAUUAUCGGAUGGGAUAUACGACGUUCAAAUGGAGCGAUUAUUAAUUUGGGUAUAUUAGCUGAUCAAGUUAUGCAAGAAUCGAAUAAACUUCAAUUCUAUUCAAUGAAAUCACUUAAUUCAUUUGGUGACGAUAUUCAUGGAAGAUGUAUAAUUUAUCGGGGUAAUCAGAUUUAUCGAUCGGAUUACUUUAAAAUUAAAGUAUCCACUUUACCUAAAGAGGUGGAUGUUGAAGGUGAUGGUCGUAUACUGGUACGUUUAGUGGAUAUUUCACCAACGGAUCGUAAAAUUUUAUUGAAAUCUGGUGAAUCUGAAACGAUUCGUUGUAUUGGUAUUGACGCUCGAACUGGUGACCGAAUAGAUGAUUUAAAUUAUGGAUGGGAUUAUUAUUAUACUCAAUAUGAAAUAUCCUCAUCAUCCUCCUCAUCAACAACAUCACCUAUUCGUGGUUCACUAGGUCCAUUAGUUUCUAAAUUAGAAGAAUCACCUGAUGGUUAUUUAUCGAUUUUAUUAAAUGAUGAUUUAACUCAAAAAGAUGGAGCUUAUUUAAGAUGUCGUUUAUCAAAUGGUACAUCAAUUUAUACAUCACCAUAUUAUCGAUUAGUUACUGAAACUGAUGAAGAAGUAUCAGAAGUUAUUCCAGUGAUCACUCCUAGAUAUUUGAUUACUGUACAUGGUCUAGACAAAGAUGGUCAACUUCAAAUUAAACAAGGAGAUAACGUCUCACUGGAAUGUUCUGCUAUUGAUAUGACAACAAGAAAACCAGCUGAAAAUAUCAUCUAUAUAUGGGAUUUCCAAGAGCCUGGGGUAUAUCAUCCAAAAGGAGAUUUUCAAUUUAUACAAAAUCAGUUAACAAUCACUAAUCUAGAUUCAUUAUCUGGUACUGUUAAAGGACGAUGUAAAGUUUCUUAUAAAGGAUCAAAUAAAUGGGAUAGUUCACCAGAUUUCAUAAUUCAUUUGGAGAAAGAUAUCAUAGAACCUGAACGCAAACCUCCAACAUUAGAUGAUGUAGAAAAACUGAAGGAAUAUGAAGAAAGCAUCAAACAGAAAGGGAUCAAAGAAGCUGAUGAUACAGAUGAUCGUGUUCUUGUCACCGUGAACGGUUUAAAUGAUGACGGGAAUUUGAUUGGAGCGGCUAAUGAUGAAAAAACACUUAGUUGUAAUGCUGAAGUUAAAGAAGGUGUAAACUCUGCAAUACUUUCCUACAAUUGGGAAUUGAUGGAUUCCAAUGGAAAUCUUAUAUCAUUAAGUCAUUUAGCUGAUGAUGUUAGUCUAUCUAGUAGUGAUGGUGUAUUACGUUUAAAUGGUUUACGUGUUAGUAAACUAUCAGAACAAGGCAAUAUAAAAGGACAUUGUUUUGUGAUUGCUAAUAUCACCAAAAUAUUGAUCAUGUUAGAUGGGAUAGAAAAAGAGAAAACUGAACAACUUCUAUAUGAUUCAAAAAUGUUUGGUAUUGCGAUUACAGAAGACGGCACUUAUACAGGACCUAUUGGUGGAUCAGAUUUGAAUAGUAAUAAAGUUCGUGUUGGUGUUGUUGGUUUAACAACAUCAGGACAAUUGACAGCAGAGUCUGGUGAUAAAGUGAAUCUUCAGUGUUAUGCAAUUGAUGCACAAACUAAUGUACCAUUAUCAGAUGCUAUAUAUGCUUGGGAAAUUCGUGAUCGUAAUGAUCAAUCUAUAAUGACUGAAACAAUAGCUCAAAUUGUAUUACGUUCAAUCAAUGUAAUUAGUUUUAUACAUCUUCGUCCAACUGAUCAUUUACAAUGGAGUAAACAUUUAUUUGGACGUUGUUCAGCUUAUAGUCCUGAAAAUAAACAUAUAUACUAUUCAGAUUAUUUUCAUAUCAAUGUUCGUCAACCAUCGAUUGAUGGAAAAACUGGACCCGACAAUCAUAUACACGUUGAGGUUACAGGAAUUCCUUCGAAUGGUGUUUUAUCAGCAGAAGAAGGCGACAAUGUAAACUUGGAAUGUCGAGCUGUUAAUAUUACAGAUAAUACUCCAAUUACUUCGACUGAAGCAAUUUAUCAUUUUCAAUUUGAUGAAGCUGCACCAGAUAGAGAUGAUACAUAUGGAGGUUAUUUAGCUGAUGAAAUUAUACAAGAACAAUUAUCUAAUGAAAUUGGAGGUAUUCAAUUAACAUUAAAUGGAAUGAAAUAUGGUAAAUGGCAUAGAGGACGUUGUGUUGUCACAUUAAUACAAAAAGAUUAUGAUAAAGAAUUAAAAGAACCAAUUAAACGUUAUACAUCAAAAUAUUUUUGGUCAGAUAUUAGACAUAAAGGUGAAGUACAACUUGAAGGAUUUGAUCCAAAGAAACAGAUUACAACUAUUCAGGGUAUAACAUAUGAUCCAAAUGUUCUUGUCAAAGUUUAUGGUACAAAUCCAAAUGAUACAAUCACUGUGAAACCUGGUGAAAAUAUUGAAUUAGAUUGUUAUGCGCUUGAAUCAUCAACUGGUGAGCCAAUAAAAGGUAUGAAUUAUGCAUGGGAAUUGCGUACUUAUGAUAACCAACCAAUACAUACAAAUCGUCUUGCUAAUCAAUUAUUAAUCGGUGCUAAUCUAUCGGAUAAUGGACAAAAACUUCAACUAAAAGGUUAUCGAUCCAGUGGUGAAGGUAUACGAUUAAGAUGUUUGGCUAGGGGAACUGAUCAAGUAGAAAAUAAGAUACGUCAAGAUCAAACUUAUGCAUCACCAGUUUAUACAUUUGAAACUAUUAAACAUUUUGAAGAUAUUGACAAGAAACCUGACAUUGAAAGAAAGCGUUAUGAACCAAGUCAAUUACAUCCCGAAGUUGUUGGACUUAAUGCUGAUGGAACAAUGACAGCUAAAGAAGGUGAAGAUGUAAAACUUCAAUGUCAAGUUGUCGAUUCAUCUAAUGGAAUUCCAAUCAAAGAUGAACAAUUCAAUAUUGGUUGGACAAUAGCUACUGGACCAGAUGGACAACCGAUACCAUUUAAUAAUUUAGCUAAAACAAUCCUUAUUAAUAAUGAUGAAUUCAAUUUAAAUGAAUUAAAGUCAACAACACUCAAAUCUGGCGGUUUACGUGGUUAUUGUUCACUUUAUUUAAAUGAAGAUCAAUUGAUUAGUCCAGAAAAAUAUGAAAAUCAUACAGUGAUAUUAAAUUCUGAUGUAUUUGUUAUACAUGUCAAUGCAAAACAACCAGAUACUCAUAUAAUAGAUUCCAAUAUUGAAGAUGAGAAAACACCAUAUAGACAAUGGAUACCAGGGAAAGAUCCUAAAGAUGCUGUGAUUGUAAAAGUUUAUGAAUUACGACCAGAUGGAAGUGUAAUUGUACCACCAGGUGGUAAUCUUAAACUUAAUUGUUUAGCUCUUGAUGCAGUUCGUUUAAGACGACUUACUUCUACCGAUCAAAUACCACCACUUUUCACUUGGGAAUUACGUUCAUCUAUUGGUGGUCAACUAAUACCAUAUACUGAACAAGCUAGUGGUUCUAUAAUCAUAAAACAACCAUUAAAAGAUCCUAAAACAGCUGAAGAAGUUGGUGUUAGUACAAUGGAAUUACAGACUAUACGAUUACCGGUUGAUGCUCCAAAUGGUGUAUGGAGUCGAUGUGUUGUACAAAUAGGUCAACAAGUAUUCACUUCACCAUAUUUUCAUAUUCAAUUACAAAAAGAAGCUACCAUAGAAACAUAUUCACCAUUACCAAAAUCAUAUUGGUCUGAUGAUAAGAAUAUUGAAUUAAUUGUAAAAGGAUUAGAUGCUGAUGGGAACAAAAUUGUUCAAGAAGGUUCAAAUAUUGAAUUAACAUGUGAAGCACGAAAUACAAAAACUCAAGAAAUAUUAAAAGAGGAUCAAAUUUUAAUUGGUUGGCAAUUUAUUGAUCCUGAGAAACAUACCUAUUUAAUUCCAUGGUCUAAUAAUGCACAAAUGAGUGGGAAUAAUUUAUCAUUAAAAGAGAUUGAAAUACCUGGUGAACAAGAUUACCGUUGGAAUGUAUGGGGUUAUUGUGUUGGUGAUAUUCAAGAUGAUAAUCGUAUAAAACAUUAUCAAUCAGAACCAUUUAAUAUAGGUGUAAUAUCUGAAGAAAUUAGUGAUAUGACUACAAGUACCCCAUUAAUAAGAAAAGAUGAUGUUUAUGUUCAAGUUCAAGGAAUAUCUGAUGAUGGAUUAUUUACUGCAACAGAAGGUAGUGAUGCAGAAUUAAUGUGUCAUGCAAUUGAUAAUUUUGAUUUAGAAGUAGAUUUAAAAAGUUCCAGUUAUACAUGGCAAUUUAUUGAUCUUUAUAAUAAUCCAAUUAAUCCUAGUCGAAUUGGUCAAUAUGUUGAAAUACAAAAUGGACGUAUACUUUAUAUUAAACAUUUACAUCAAUCUAUUAUACAAGAUCAUAUACGUGGUCGUUGUAUGAUUAUUAUGAGUGUACCAAUUCCAGUAGAUAUUGAAUUAAGAGAUGAUUUACCACCGAUUCAAGAAUAUGGAUCAUCAUAUUUUAAAUUUACCAAAAAGAUCACAACUGAUCAAAGUGAAGAAUCAGCUGUAACUAUUGUGACAGAAUCUAUUGAAGAAACAACUAUAUCUGUUAAAGAAGGUGAAGAAAAAGAAGAAGAACAAGUAACCGAAUCAAUACAAGAUCGUAAUUUCCAUCUGAAGAUUGAUUCUUCAACAAAUACCAUUUAUCCUAUGGAUAAAUCAAAGUAUACAAUUCUGGCACGUGUUCAAAGAGCACUAGACUUAAGUUGUCAAGCUAUUUUCAUUGAUAAUCCACCAGAAACUAAUGAUCAAUUCCCUAAACUUAUAUGGUAUUAUCGUCAACCGGAAAUUCCUGGAGAUGUACCUAUUCCAUCACAAUUAUUACCAAUAAGUCCACCACGUAUGGAAACAUUAUCAAUUCUACCACAAACAGAUUAUAAAAUAGCAAUAUCUUCUGAUACAUACACAUUUAGAGAUGAUAAUGCUGAAUUUCAAUGUCAAGCAUUUAUGAAUGAUGAUGAACCAGUGGAUAAAAUAACUAUUUUCAUACAGAAGAUUCGUGAAAUGUUCAAUGUAAGAGUAUUCGAUGAAGAAUCACGUAGUAAAUUGUAUGUAUUUACUGGUACCUCUAAAACAUUAACAUGUUAUGUUGAUGAUCUUAUUACUGGUGAACGUGUAGAACCAUCAAAUUAUCAAUGGGAAAUGAAUUUAGGUAAUGAAAAUGGUAUAUGGAUAAGAGAUACAGAUCCAAGACAAGGUGCUGAAGAUAUUUCUGGUUGGAGAUCUAAUCAAUUACAAUUAAAUAAGUUACGUUUACCAAGUACAACUAUAUCAGAUGAAUCAGUAUAUGAAGUACGAUGUAUUGCAUCAUAUAAUGAUACUUAUAAUACAUCAUCACAUCCAUUUAUUAUCAAUGUGAGAAAUAAACCAAUGAUUAAAUCAAUACGUAUUGAUCGUGUAAAACCAGAUGAAUCAAUAUUAGAACCAGUUGAUAUGCCUAAAGAUUCAUAUGAUUCAACACAAGAUUAUGAACUUGGUUGUAAACCGGAAGUAACUUCAGGAGAAGCUGUAGCGACAUGGUUUAAAUGUCAAAAUGAUGAUUGUAGUUCAUUAAAAGAAAUUGUAUUAACUGGUGAUAGAUUAUUCUAUUUUGCUAAUUCAACUAGAUAUAUAGAUGAAGGUCGAUUUAGAUGUCAAGUUAGUUUACAAUUAAAAGAAUAUAACUUUAAACUUAUUCAAUAUCAAGAUGUGAUCAUUAAACGUCAAGCUGCUCCAGCAAUUUAUAGUAGUGGAUCAAUCACUUAUACAACUAAUGAUGAAAUGUCAUUACAAUGCACUGAUGAAUCGUCUUCACCUGAAUCAAAAGUAGAAUGGACAUUUGAACCUUCUGGUAAACCUCCUCCUGAACGUAGAUUACCAAAAUUAAUCGGAAAUACAUAUGCUUAUGGAAGAAUUUAUAUAUUUGCGUAAGUUAUUGUUUAGAAAAACAGGUGACUAGAAUAUCUCCAUCUUUUACUGGUAUUUAUAUGUAUAUUAUUGGAAUAGAUUGAUAGUGUGGUAAAUAAUUUGAAGCUCUAGUGUAGUAUUAUGGGUUUGUAAUGAUGGGGCCGAUUCUAGCUCCCACUUUUAUGUAAAAUUGUAAUGCAAACCAACAGGGUUUCCUAUUGACUACCUCGAACCACCAUUUUAUCUCAACAUAGUGCACACAAUAUCGAGUCACAUAGACUAGUGGCCACAUUGUGGCUUGAUCAAUAGGAUUUGAUAUGCACUAAGAAGGAUUGAAUGUCUAUGGCUCAAUAAGAUGUUUUGUAUUAUCACAGUUGAAACCUUGAAUCGAUCUAAGCUAGAUCACCUGAAAGCAUUGAACGGUCAUUUGGUUUCAGUAUGGGAUUUCUCAAUAAUGUACAUUCACAAUUCCUCAUGUAGGAAUCGAUCUACAAGACAUUUGGUUUCAUGAAUGAAGUUCACAUUUGAUAGAAAACAACAAUGAGAUUACAACCACUAGGUUGUUUUUUCUCCAGGAUUUCUACAAGAAUCUAGUUAAAAUUUCUUCUUUGUAUAUAGAAUUGCAAGAGGUCAAUUAAUACCGGAACAUUCAGGAAAGUACACGUGUAUAGCUACAAAUCCUUAUGGAACAGCUAAUAGUUCAAUUACAGUAACUGUAACUGAAGAUCUUUCACGUGGAAAACUUCGUUUUGUUCGAAGAAUUAUUCGUCGUGCAUUUGCUGGUUAAUAAAAUUUCACUGAUUCAAUUGUUACCAUUGAAUUUAAAAAAUAAAAUUAAUCAAUUAUUGUAUCCAUCCAUCCACCCAUCCAUCCAUCCAUCAAUCAAUCAAUCAAUCGAUCAACCAGUCAAUCAAUCGAUCGAUCAACCAAUCAAUCAAUCAAUGAUAGAUCUACACCUUAUCAUAUUAGAAAUCGAUAAUCAAUUAACCCAAUUAAACAAAAACAAAUAUUAUUGUCAUUUUACUUGCAGUUGUUGUUAUUGUUUUUCUUGUUUGUUUUUCUUUCUUUAUUUAUUUAUAAAUUCGUUUGAAUGAAUGUAAUACCACCCUAUAAAUAAUCACGUAUUUAUCUGUUUAUUUAAGUAAUAUCAUCAUUUCUAUAAUCAAUAUUAUUAUUAUUAUCAUUAUUAUUAUAUGAAUAUGUACUGUUUGUUCCGCUUUCCCUAUUAGGAUUAUUACUAUUCGAUAUACAAGUACACUAUUGACUGUUUUCUGUU